AUGGCGCCAAUAAAAUCCAACAUUCUUGAAUCCAUUGGAAACACCUCCAUCUUACAGCUUCAUGCUGUGGUUCCUUCAAAUGGAGUUCGCGUCCUCCUAAAAAUUGAAACCACCAACCCAACAGCGAGCAUGAAAGACCGCAUGGCCCUUGCAAUGAUUACGGCUGCUGAAAAUGAUGGCCGUCUAAAACCCGGUGGCUCUGUUGUUGAGUAUACUGGAGGUAGCACUGGCGUAUCGCUGGCUUUGAUCUGCGCCGUGAAGGGCUACCCGCUCCAUAUAGUGACAUCAGACGCCUUUUCGAAAGAAAAGCUGGACCACAUGAGACUCCUUGGUGCUAUCUUGACCGUUAUACCAAGCGACAAUGGCAAGCAAACUGAAAAGCUUACCAAAGACAUGAUCCGGGAGGCCCGUGCCAUAGCUGAAAAGACUGGAGCCUUCAUCACGGCUCAGAUGGACAAUACGGACCAACUUUCGGCUUACACAAAGCUAGCCGAUGAGAUAUAUGAGCAAACAGAGGGCCAAAUCGAUGCUUUCGUGCAGGGCGUUGGAUCAGGCGCGUGUCUUCGGGGCACAUCAGAGCGCUUACGCCAGCUUGACAGCAAAAUCCGCUUUGUCGCAGUCGAGCCCGCUGAAUCGGCUGUUUUAGCAGGUGGCGUGUCUGGAUCCCAUAACAUUGACGGCAUGGGGCCUGGAUAUGUUACGCCAAUGUGGAAAGAUGGGAUUGCAGAUGACUUUCAAGGAGUCUCAACUGCUGAUGCAAGGGCAAUGGCCUUUCGGCUAGCACGCGAAGAAGGCUUGUUCUGUGGUCUUUCGACCGGGGCGAAUGUUACUGCUGCAUUACGUGUGGCAGAAACUCUGAAACCAGGAUCUACCGUUGUCACAAUCAUGUGUGAUUCAGGUAUGAAGUACAUGUCAGGAUACUCUAAACAAUUAUCAUCUAUGUAG
This is a messenger RNA of Trichoderma atroviride IMI 206040, 945 nucleotides long. RefSeq lists its product as uncharacterized. The record is from RefSeq and is a predicted model, not a curated record. Gene Ontology annotation, cellular component: cytoplasm. NCBI's taxonomy places the organism in Eukaryota, Fungi, Ascomycota, Sordariomycetes, Hypocreales, Hypocreaceae.